This is a messenger RNA of Pogoniulus pusillus (Red-fronted tinkerbird), 4313 nucleotides long. It is a transcript of the gene MBTPS1, whose product is annotated as membrane bound transcription factor peptidase, site 1. The transcript has 23 exons. Gene Ontology annotation, biological process: proteolysis. Gene Ontology annotation, cellular component: Golgi apparatus. NCBI's taxonomy places the organism in Eukaryota, Metazoa, Chordata, Aves, Piciformes, Lybiidae. The record is from RefSeq and is a predicted model, not a curated record. Bases 494 to 3676 code for a protein of 1060 amino acids. Gene Ontology annotation, molecular function: serine-type endopeptidase activity.
UUUCAGGAAACUAGCACUAGCCUUCAUGAGUGAAUGAUCUGAUGUGUAUCAAGGAACUACUGGGGAAGAUCCGGUGGAGGUGAUGAAGAUACGGCGGGGACAGGAGCAUCUCUGAGGAGGAAAGGCUGAGAGUGGUGGGGAUGUUUAGCCUGGAGAACAGAAGCGUGAGAUGACACUUUCUAAAGGGUUGGAUUGCAAUCAGCUGUGUCAGUUCUUGUGAGGAGUUAACUUUGUGAUCAGAAAUGGAGAACAGGACUCAGCUGUUGCAUCCUGAGUGACUGAAUCCUUUUAGUACAAAAUGGAGAAGAAGCGUAGAAAGAAAUGAGCCUGUUCAUAAGGCUUUACCUCAAAAGACCAUGAAAUCUCAACUGGUUUUGGACACAGCUUUAAGAAUAUCCACUUGAUCAGCACAGUGAAAGCAACGUUUACUGAAAGGAAAAUGAACUAGUUUAUAAAGAAGAAAAUUGUGAUUUGAAUAUAUGGAAUUGCUGGAAUGAAACCAUUUUCUCUUGUGACCAUGAAGUUUGCAAACAUCUGGCUUGUUCUGGUUGUUAUUUUACUCUGUGGCAAAAAACACUUCGGUACCAGACUAGGCAAUUCCUCUCAUGAGGCUCACCUGUGUCCUGGAUGUUCUCGCCUUACUCUGAAAGUGGAAUUCACUUCGACAGUCGUGGAGCAUGAGUACAUCGUGGCUUUUAAUGGCUACUUCACAGCUAAAGCUAGGAGUAAAUUCAUUUCAAGUGCACUAAAAAGUAGUGAUAUUGAGAACUGGAGGAUCGUACCUCGCAACAACCCAGCCAGUGACUACCCCAGUGAUUUUGAGGUUAUUCAGAUCAAUGAGAAGCAGAAAGCUGGAGUACUGACGCUGGAAGAUCACCCCAACAUCAAGCGUGUGACCCCUCAGCGGAAGGUCUUCCGCUCGCUCAAGUAUUCUGAAGCUGAUCCCACAUUGCACUGCAAUGAAACCAGAUGGACUCAGAAGUGGCAGUCAUCUCGGCCCUUGAGAAGAGCAAGUCUGUCUUUGGGUUCUGGCUUCUGGCAUGCAACAGGGAGACACUCAAGCAGGCGUUUGCUGCGAGCCAUCCCACGCCAAGUUGCUCAGACCUUGCAGGCAGAUGUCCUGUGGCAGAUGGGUUACACAGGUGCUGGUGUAAGAGUAGCAGUGUUUGACACUGGUCUGAGUGAGAAACAUCCACAUUUCAAAAAUGUAAAGGAGAGAACAAACUGGACUAAUGAGAGAACUUUGGAUGAUGGUUUAGGCCAUGGGACUUUUGUAGCAGGUGUAAUAGCCAGCAUGAGAGAAUGCCAGGGAUUUGCUCCAAAUGCAGAACUGCACAUUUUUAGAGUGUUCACCAAUAACCAGGUCUCAUAUACAUCUUGGUUUCUGGAUGCCUUCAAUUAUGCAAUUUUAAAGAAGAUAGAUGUCUUGAAUCUAAGUAUUGGUGGGCCAGACUUCAUGGAUCAUCCAUUUGUUGACAAGGUAUGGGAACUGACAGCUAACAAUGUCAUCAUGGUCUCUGCCAUUGGCAACGAUGGCCCUUUGUAUGGGACUCUGAAUAACCCUGCUGACCAGAUGGAUGUGAUUGGAGUAGGUGGCAUUGACUUUGAAGAUAACAUCGCUCGCUUUUCAUCUAGGGGAAUGACCACUUGGGAGCUGCCUGGAGGUUAUGGUAGAGUGAAGCCUGAUAUUGUUACUUAUGGCUCAGGAGUGAGAGGUUCUGGUAUGAAAGGUGGAUGCCGCUCACUCUCUGGGACAAGUGUGGCAUCUCCUGUGGUGGCAGGGGCUGUUACUCUGCUAGUGAGCACGGUUCAGAAGCGCGAGAUGGUGAAUCCGGCAAGCAUGAAGCAGGCGCUCAUUGCGUCAGCACGCAGACUUCCUGGAGUCAACAUGUUUGAGCAAGGACAUGGCAAGCUGGAUCUUCUGAGAGCUUAUCAGAUCCUCAACAGCUAUAAACCACAGGCCAGUUUGAGUCCAAGCUACAUUGACUUGACAGAAUGUCCCUACAUGUGGCCCUAUUGCUCUCAGCCCAUCUACUACGGAGGGAUGCCCACCAUUGUUAAUGUCACCAUCCUUAAUGGUAUGGGAGUCACUGGAAGAAUUGUAGACAAGCCAGACUGGCAACCCUAUCUCCCUCAAAAUGGGGACAACAUUGAAGUGGCUUUCUCCUAUUCCCCUGUGUUGUGGCCUUGGUCUGGAUACUUAGCAAUUUCCAUCUCUGUGGCAAAGAAAGCAGCAUCUUGGGAAGGCAUUGCUCAAGGUCAUGUCAUGAUCACAAUAUCAUCCCCUGCAGAAAAUGAAUCUAAGAAUGGUGCAGAGCAGAUUUCAACGGUGAAGCUGCCAAUAAAAGUGAAGAUAAUUCCUACUCCGCCUCGCAGCAAACGAGUCCUGUGGGAUCAGUAUCACAAUCUGCGCUAUCCACCGGGAUACUUCCCCAGAGAUAAUUUGAGGAUGAAGAACGAUCCAUUGGAUUGGAAUGGUGACCAUAUCCACACAAACUUCAGGGACAUGUACCAGCACCUGAGGAGCAUGGGGUACUUCGUUGAGGUUCUUGGUUCCCCAUUUACAUGUUUUGAUGCAAGUCAGUAUGGGACUUUACUGAUGGUGGACAGUGAGGAAGAGUAUUUUCCUGAAGAGAUCACCAAGCUGAGGAGGGAUGUAGACAAUGGCCUUUCACUGAUAGUGUUCAGUGACUGGUACAACACGUCCGUGAUGAGGAAGGUCAAGUUCUACGACGAGAACACCAGGCAGUGGUGGAUGCCUGACACUGGAGGUGCCAACAUACCAGCCCUCAAUGACCUGCUUUCUGUCUGGAACAUGGCCUUCAGCGAUGGGCUGUACGAAGGGGACUUUACCAUGGCCAGUCAUGAAAUGAAUUAUGCCUCGGGCUGCAGUAUUGCCAAGUUCCCAGAAGAUGGCAUCGUCAUCGCACAGACUUUCAAGGAUCAAGGUCUUGAAGUUUUAAAGCAGGAGACUGCUGUAACUGAAAAUGUCCCUAUUUUGGGGCUGUACCAAGUUCCUUCUGAAGGCAGUGGUAGGAUUGUUUUGUAUGGUGACUCCAACUGCCUGGAUGACAGCCAUCGACAGAAAGAUUGCUUCUGGCUGCUGGAUUCCCUCCUGCAGUACACUUCCUACGGGGUGACACCACCGAGCCUCAGCCACUCUGAGAACAGGCAGCGACCACCGUCAGGAGCAGGCUCCACUCUCCCUGAGAGAAUGGAAGGUAACCACUUGCAUCGAUACUCAAAGGUGCUGGAGGCUCAUUUGGGAGACCCUAAACCCCGGUCCCUUCCUGCUUGUCCUCACCUGUCCUGGGCCAAACCACAGCCUUUGAAUGAAACUGCACCCAGCAACCUUUGGAAACAUCAGAAGUUGCUGUCCAUUGACCUCGAUAAAGUGGCUCUGCCCAGCUUUCGACAGAACCGACCCCAAGUGAGACCAUUGUCCCCUGGAGAAAGUGGAGCAUGGGACAUUCCUGGAGGGAUAAUGCCCGGCCGCUACAACCAGGAUGUAGGACAGACCAUUCCUGUCUUUGCUUUUCUUGGUGCCAUGGUGGUUCUGGCCUUCUUCGUGGUACAGAUCAACAAAGCCAAGAGCAGGCCCAAGAGACGGAAACCUCGAGUGAAGCGGCCGCAGCUUAUGCAGCAGGUUCACCCACCAAAGACGCCUUCUGUGUGACAGCUCUCACUUGCCAAAGAUGACCUCCUCCUGCUGGUUGCUCUCCUGGGUGAUGGACCACUCCCAGUGAAGGUAGGACUCGUUCACACCUGACAUCAUCUCAUAGCCCUUGCUUUCUGCAGAGGAAAAAGAAGGGACUGCAGUCGAUGGUCUGUCCAUAAACCUGCAGCUUUAAGCAGCCGAAGCCACCAAAGACCUGACUCCCGUUCCAGUGUCACUACAUGUCCCAGGAGGGGAAAAUGGACCUAUUUGGGGGGUUCCUUCAUUUUUUUUCUAAGCUGACCAAACUAAAAUUUAUUUGUUUAGAAGCUAUUUUCUAUAUUUAUUGCUGGGGGGGGGGGGGUGGGGGUGGUGAAAAGUCACUUUAAGGACCUGUGCUAAGGCAAACCAAGUGCAUUUUUUUGGAUGGAAUGCAAUUUUCUAGGGGCUGGGGGGGAAGGUUACACCGAGGAGUGUCACACGCACCGUUAAAGGAGGGGAAGAGGUGAGAGACACCAGUACCAGUGGGUGAGACUUACUCCUGCAGUUUAUUUUUCUAAAGCCAACUACCAUGAUGUUUUUUUGUAAUUUUGGGUCAUGAUUUCACCGUUGUUGGUGAAGCAGAUUUUCAAUAAAUACGUUAUCUAUAUGAAGCUGA